Messenger RNA from Geodia barretti, 741 nucleotides. The record is from the annotation of a GenBank genome assembly. Lineage: Eukaryota; Metazoa; Porifera; Demospongiae; Tetractinellida; Geodiidae.
AUGGGCGCGUUCUUGUCGUUGCCGGUUCGAACAGGCAUGACAGGAGCUGCCGCACUGGCAAGCGAAGCGGCUUUGCGCGCCGGGGCAGGGUUGGUGACACUUGCAACACCGAGACAUCUCAACCCAAUCUUGGAAGGUCUUUUACCUGAGGUGAUGACCCUCCCGUUACCAGAAACGGACGCCGGGAGUUUGGCAGUAUCAGCAACCUCAACUAUCCUCGAAUUUGCGGAAAAAACGAAAUCAAUACUUGCAAUCGGUCCAGGACUUUCCCAACACCCAGAAACAGUAGCACUCAUCCAUCAACUGGUCCGUGAGAAUCAGGAACAAGGACUCGAUCUACGAAUAGUUGCCGAUGCGGAUGGGUUGAAUGCUCUCGCGCAAUCCAAAGAAACCAUCUCAUUACUCGACAGCGAAGCGGUGCUGACACCGCAUCCCGGCGAGAUGGCACGGUUAACGAAUACCGCAGUUCCUACAUUAGAAAAAGAUAGGAUUGGUACCGCCCAACAGUUUGCGAGCAAAUACGGUGUAACACUUGUAUUUAAAGGGGCACCCACCGUUACCAGUGCCCCAAACGGCAACCUAUGGGUAAAUUCAACGGGUAACCCCGGCAUGGCAACAGGAGGUAUGGGCGAUGUGCUGACAGGCAUCAUCGCCGGGAUUGAUGGCACAAGGUAUUUCAAGCGAAAGUGCGGCUGCGCUUGGGGUCUAUCUACAUGGGUUAGCAGGCGACAUCGCCGCUGA